Fimicolochytrium jonesii is the source of this 1271-nucleotide messenger RNA. RefSeq lists its product as uncharacterized. The record is from RefSeq and is a predicted model, not a curated record. The transcript has 2 exons. Lineage: Eukaryota; Fungi; Chytridiomycota; Chytridiomycetes; Spizellomycetales; Powellomycetaceae. The coding region runs from base 1 to 945 and encodes 314 amino acids.
AUGGCGCAUGACUACAGUUGGGGCAGGAAUGUUAUCCGUACCUUCUUCGAGGAGCAUCUACCGCUCAUGCUCGACGCACCAGUGAUUAUCACAUCCCUCAACUACAAUCACUUUGAGGAAUUCGUUGUUUGCAGCCUCCCGUUCUUCAUACAAAUGGGGAAGAAGAACUACGUGACAAUCAUCCUUUGCAUUCUUGGGCGCUUGGGCUUCUACCGUGCGCACGGGCUUCUACCGUGCGCACAACAUCCCGCUUUACGAAUGGAUCCAAAACAACUACCGCAGAAUCAAGCCGAGCAGCGAGUCAUGUUCAAAGCUGCCCUCCAAGAAGCCGAUGCUCAGGAAGCGGCAGUACUGAAUCUUCGCCGAGGCAAGCUACGGGGAGCAAACGCCGGGACGUCGUUGUUCCAAUUCCGCAAAGACCAAAAGUGCAACCUCCAGGCUGCGGCGGAUAAGCUUCUCAGCAUUCUUGACCAUAUAAUUGUCUACAACAGAGACCAUGGCGGCCCAGCCUACGAGAGGGAAUCAAGGACAGCUGGCAAGAAUUCGGUGACCACGCGGUUGUAUCAUUUCACCGCAGAGCCUGACGGCCUGCUGCUAGGCGAGGCAGUCAUCCCACUCACCCAGCGACGCCCAAAUGCACAAGGCCACACCGUAGUCAAGGUUGGAAAGCAUGUUGACAUUACUCGAUAUGCGUUCCCAUUCGACAACGCUGGUCAUAACACCCCCUGCCAGCCCCUUUCCUGCGGUUGUUGCCGUCACUGCAGCAGUGUUCGAGCGAUGUUCAAGCAGAGCAAGUGCCCAAACUGCUUUGCUAUCACGAAGGAAAUCAUGCAGGCCGUUGUCGCAGAUCGUAACAGCAAGGUGCAAGAGUGGAGUCAGGCUGGCGUUGCGGGAGAGGAAAGCGAUGAGGAGCCCUCUGUCUUUGACGUUGAUGAAGCAAGUUAAAGUAGGCAUUUAUUUGUUUUUAAGAGAAAAUAUAAAAAAUGUAAUGGAACAGUUUUGAAGAGCGGCCUCUGGCGCACAUAUCCUACUACAAUACUUGGGGUGGCCGUUGCGUGUGUGCAGAGGCCGUGGGGUUGCGACAAGAGAUGUCUGUUUAUUCUGCGCGGAAGACCGAACGACACGCUUGCCGAAGACGUAUGUGAGCGCUGAGCUGGCGGGUCCGAGACCCAGAGCCCAGCCGGCUGCACUGUCCGUGUACUGUACUAUGAGUUCCAAAUCCUGCUCGCCGUUCGCCGUAGCAAUAAUACGUUCGGUACAUAUAGUACAGU